Messenger RNA from Priapulus caudatus, 988 nucleotides. RefSeq lists its product as uncharacterized. Lineage: Eukaryota; Metazoa; Priapulida; Priapulimorpha; Priapulimorphida; Priapulidae. The record is from RefSeq and is a predicted model, not a curated record.
CAAGAGCAGGUACUGGCAGAACUGGCACACCAUGCGUUAUCAGCAGACAAGCCACAGCCCUCCAAUGCUGCAACAACCAUCAUGACUAAAGACUACCUACAGGCCUGCAACUUGGUAUUCGAAAAUGGUCUGCUGAGCCAUGAAAUGAUUGACAGGAACCAUCCUAAAACAAUGGAUAACAUCAGAAAAGGCUACCAGUUUUUUGAAGACUGGUUAGAGACAUUGCUAGAUGAGAUUUCCCAACAGAGGGAGGAAUCAUUCCACUUGACAAGCCCCAAAGAAAGACGUUUCUUGUCUUGGCAGACAUGGGACCUUCUAAGAGUGAUGUACUUUGGUUUCACGGGCUUGGUUUCAAGUUUCAUGGAACGGCAUCCAGAUCACUUCAUAUCACCACUGAGGAUUAAUGGAAGUGCUGUUGAGACACUGUUUUCACAGUUUAAGGCUCGAGCCGGUGGUAAACUUAGUUCAUUAAACUAUGAGACAUCUCUCAGAAGUUAUUUGACCAAGAGAAACCUAGCAGUAGCAACAAAAACCAUUCAUCAUAGUGCGAGAGGCUACAGAGAUGUCGAGCUUAAGAUAUCACACGCACCAAUGGUAAGAAAAAGUAAGAAGUAGAGAUUGCACGUAGUAUGGCUGCUUCAAAACUUGUUAUACAGCUACAACACCGAUUUUCCCACGUGGCGACGCGGUUACGGGGUUUUCCGCGGCCAUCAGUGUUUGGAAAGUCGGUGUUGUACCUGUACUGGUAUUGUAAUGUUCAUUGUUUGGUCUAGGUAGAAGUUACCAGUAGCCUACUGUAAGCCGCUUGGGAAAGUCAUUAGACUGUGGGAGAUCGCAACUUCACGUAUAAGAAGGCGAUUUUUUUUAAGUCUUUUUUGGAAAAAUGUGCAUCUUAUACGCUAUAAAGUACGGUGUGCUUUACUUCAAUUUUGCAAUGCACUGUUUUCAUACUGUUUUAGAUAACAAAGAAAGCCAUAGCAAACAUAGU